Messenger RNA from Rhinocladiella mackenziei CBS 650.93, 1125 nucleotides. RefSeq lists its product as uncharacterized. The transcript is spliced from 6 exons. Gene Ontology annotation, molecular function: RNA binding. Lineage: Eukaryota; Fungi; Ascomycota; Eurotiomycetes; Chaetothyriales; Herpotrichiellaceae. The record is from RefSeq and is a predicted model, not a curated record. The coding region runs from base 1 to 1125 and encodes 374 amino acids. Gene Ontology annotation, cellular component: U2 snRNP; U2-type spliceosomal complex. Gene Ontology annotation, biological process: mRNA splicing, via spliceosome.
AUGGCUGACGAGGAUCGUCCGGAAGAAGCCAGUCGAGCAGGCUUUCCUCAGUCACCGUCCUCGUUCGAUACCGAUCCGCGAGUUUCCUUCUCCAAAUUAAACAACAGAUUCAUUCUCGAGACCGAGGAGGGCAACGAGUUCGAAUGGGACACUGCUCUGAAACGAUGGAUUCCAGUGCUGGACCAGUCGCUGUUGGAUCAACAAGGCGAAAUCUACAAGGUAGAAGGUGUCGAUGAGAAUGUUCCAACUGUGCCGAGGAAGAAGAGGAAACAAGCCAAUGGCGACGAGUCUGGUCAAAAACCUAAGAAACCUCGUGUCAAUACCGCGGUGUAUGUGACGUCGAUCCCUCUCGAUGCCGAUCAAGACGAAAUACAACAUGUCUUCUCCAAGUGUGGCGUAAUUGCUGAAGAGAUAGAUUCGGGCCAUCCAAGAAUAAAGAUGUACGAAGACGAUAGCGGCAAAUUCAAGGGCGAUGCGCUGGUGAUAUACUUCCGACCUGAAUCGGUCAAUUUGGCAAUCCAGAUGCUCGACGAUACAGAAUUUCGGCUAGGCACGGAAGGCCCCAUGGGGAACAUGAGAGUUCAAGCUGCAGAUUUCUCAUACAAGAAUCAGAAUCAGAAUCAGCAGGACGCGCCAGUGACGAAAAGCAAGAAAGAGCAGAAGAAGAUCAUCAAGAGGACACAAAAAUUGAUGGGCAAAUUGACGGACUGGGACGAUGACGACCCUCAAGCCAUUCAGGAGACCAGCUCGAAGUGGGACAAAGUCGUUAUCUUGAAACAUAUGUUCACACUCGAGGAGUUGGAGGCAACGAUGCUCGAGAUCAAAGAGGAUAUCAGAGAAGAAUGUGCAAAGCUAGGGCAAGUCACCAAUGUUGUACUCUUUGACAAGGAGGAAGAUGGCGUUGCAAGCGUGCGUUUUUCCAAUGCUGAGGCAGCCAUUGCUUGUGUCACACUCAUGAACGGAAGAUGGUUCGACGAAAGACAACUCGAAGCAUACAUUGCUACUGGCAAAGAGAGGUUCAAGAAGUCGAGUGACAAGAAGAUCGGGCUGGAUGACGAGGACGAAGAAGAGGAAGAAGGCGAGCGAUUGGAUAAAUUUGGCUCGUGGCUUGAGCAGGACGGAUGA